AAAUGUAGACUGUAAACCUUUUCGGCCAUAGUCCUAAACAAGUCAAUUCUAUUGCUUCGCUUUUCAAAUAAAUGGAUCUGGCGAUUUUUCACCCGCGAGGAUUUAGCAGGGUGACCAGCGCGAACGGGCGCUGGUUCUCACUCCCUCCGGGACCUGCUCCUAGGACUGCAGUCCCGAGGGACUUACCGGCCUUCGCCCCCUACGUACCCCAGCCCCCAGCGAGUUUGGGCUCUCGGGGGAAACGAACCGGCGCCCUUCGCGUCUUCCCGCUGGCUCCCGCGGCCCGCCCCUCGCCGCGCCGCGCCGCGCCCACUCGGCCCCCGGAGCCGCCCUCCGCGCGGGAGCCGGGGCGCCCGCCGGGCGAUAACGCCGCAGGGCCGCGGCAGCGGUUGGAGCUGCCGUGCGCCAUGGCCGCGUCCCCCGGAGCGCCCCGGGCCCCCGCCGUCGAGGCGCAGCCGCCCCAGCCGGACGCGCGCACCUUGGACCGCGGCUCGGACAGCAGAGCCGGUCAGCUCUCAUUCUGUACCAAGGUGUGCUAUGGCAUUGGUGGGAUCCCCAACCAGGUGGCCUCCAGUGCCACAGCCUUUUACCUGCAACUGUUCCUGCUUGAUGUGGCACAGAUCCCUGCUGCCCAGGUGUCACUUGUCCUAUUUGGAGGGAAGGUGUCUGGGGCAGCUGCCGACCCUGUGGCUGGGUUCUUCAUCAACAGAAGCAGGAGGACAGGGUCUGGACGCCUCAUGCCCUGGGUGCUGGGCUGCACGCCCUUCAUCACCGUGGCCUACUUCCUCCUGUGGUUCCUGCCCCCCUUCACCAGCCUGCGGGGCCUCUGGUACACGGGCUGCUACUGCCUGUUCCAGGCCCUGGCCACGUUCUUCCAGGUGCCCUACGCGGCGCUCACCAUGCUCCUGACCCCGUGCCCGAGGGAGCGGGACUCGGCCACCGCGUACCGGAUGACCAUGGAGAUGGCGGGGACGCUGAUGGGAGCCGCCGUCCACGGGCUCAUCGUGUCGGGCGCCCACGGGCCGCACAGGUGCGAGGACGUCGCGCUCGCCGGGCCGGCCGUCGUCUCCCCCGACGCGACUCGUCUCUACUCCAUUGCAGCCGCCGUGCUUGCUCUGACUUACCCUGUGUGCACUAGUUUGCUCUGCCUCGGGGUGAAGGAGCGACCAGACUCCUCCGGCCCAGCCUCAGGCCAAGGCCUGAACUUCCUGGCUGGGCUGGGCCUCACUGUCCGGCACCGGCCCUACCUGAAGCUGGUGAUCUCCUUCCUGUUCAUCUCAGCAGCCAUUCAGGUGGAGCAGAGCUACCUGGUCCUGUUCUGUACACACGCCUCCCGGCUACAUGAUCACGUCCAGGGUGUGGUGCUGACCAUCCUGGUCUCAGCUGUGCUGAGCACCCCACUGUGGGAGUGGGUUCUACAGCGAUUUGGGAAGAAGACAUCAGCCUUCGGGAUCUGUAUGAUGGUGCCUUUUGCAAUCCUGUUGGCUGCUGUACCCACAGCACCUGUGGCAUAUGUGGUGGCUUUUGUGUCUGGCCUGAGCAUUGCUGUGUCCUUGCUGCUACCCUGGUCCAUGCUUCCAGAUGUGGUGGAUGCCUUCCAGCAGCAGCAUCAGCAUGGCCCGGGCCUGGAGACCAUCUUCUACUCAUCCUAUGUCUUCUUCACCAAGCUUUCUGGCGCAGGCGCCCUGGGCAUCUCCACUCUCAGUCUGGAGUUUGCAGGCUACGAGGCAGGAGCCUGCACGCAGGCGGAGCGGGUGGUGGUGACCCUCAAGGUCCUCAUCGGGGCCGUGCCCACCUGCAUGAUCAUCACCGGUCUGUGCAUCCUCAUGGUGGGCCCCACACCAAAGGUGCCGAGCCAGGACCCCUCCCGCCGGCAGAGCCUUCAGAGGAGGACCAGCUACAGCCUCGCUUGAGGUCUGACCUCGUGUGGGCUGGAACCGCAGGAGCCAGUGUCUUCCGGGCUCAAAGUCCUUCUUUCUUCUCGGUCCCUUAGCACGCCCAUUUCAAGGGUUACAUGUGACCCAUCUUUCCCCCGGGAUAUGGAGUUUCAGGGACAUCUCCUGAAGGGACUGGCCUGGGCCCCAGGACCCUCACCCACCACUUCUUGCUUGUUGACCACAGACUGUAUCCGAUAGGCCUGUGCCCCAGACCACCCAGCUCCUGGUGACUCUGACCUGGAAAGCAUCCCGAGAACAACUAUUCCUGGAAAAAGGAAGGCCCACCCCCUGCUCACCUGACAGGACAGACACACAGACGUCUUGUUCUUCCUGACACCCCAGUGGACACCUGAGAGGGAGGCUGACAGAUACCACAUGAACGGGCAGAGUGGGACAGAGGGACUUGUUGGGGAUGACGUCAGGAAAGACGCAAAUAGAGACACUGAGACCAACAGACCCCAGAAGGAGCAAAUGGGGACAGCAGCGGGGGAGGAGACCGAGCAGAGCACAAGAGGCGUUUCUCAAGGCUUUCGGGUCGUUCAGAUAAGCCGGCAACAGUUUCUGGAAUCAGACACAGACUGAGCUACCAAACAUCAAUCACCUUUAUGAACAAAAGUUAUUUUUGUGGAAAUAUUUUUCUGAAAUUGUAUCUUAUAAAAGCACAAGAACCACAGUUUUCUAAAGGCCAUAUCUUUGGGGGACGAAAGAUCCACCGAGGUUUAUUUUUAAAAUACAUAUAUCUAUUAAAGGCUUUAUCUUCUA
This is a messenger RNA of Lontra canadensis (Northern American river otter), 2699 nucleotides long. It is a transcript of the gene MFSD2B, whose product is annotated as major facilitator superfamily domain containing 2B. Gene Ontology annotation, cellular component: membrane. NCBI's taxonomy places the organism in Eukaryota, Metazoa, Chordata, Mammalia, Carnivora, Mustelidae. Bases 72 to 1913 code for a protein of 613 amino acids. Gene Ontology annotation, biological process: carbohydrate transport. The transcript is spliced from 14 exons. Gene Ontology annotation, molecular function: symporter activity; sphingolipid intramembrane carrier activity. The record is from RefSeq and is a predicted model, not a curated record.